Molecule: messenger RNA, 1371 nt
Organism: Vicia villosa (hairy vetch)
Lineage: Eukaryota; Viridiplantae; Streptophyta; Magnoliopsida; Fabales; Fabaceae
Exons: 4
Coding region: 133-816 (227 amino acids)
Biological process (GO): response to red or far red light
Source: RefSeq, a predicted model, not a curated record
AUUUCUAGGAUAUUCUCAACAUGGCAUCCUUAAAGUUUUAAACUUUCCUUUCCACUUUUCAAAAGGGUCUUUCUCUCAACCUCAAUAACCUUGUUUGGCUUUUUCAUUUCAGAAAAGUUCUUGGUUUUACUCAUGGAGAUUGAGCCCAGAAAAGAGACCCUUUCUCAAGUUAACAGAUUUCAAGUGGAUGAAAUGCAUGACAUUAGCAUUAUUGAAUGGAGCAAGAAAAGAAAAUUGCAGGGUUUUCAGUUGGAUUUGCUUAGGCCAAAACAUAAAUGCUGGGUUGAGAGUGUUUCUUCUGAAGAUGAAUCGAUGAUCGAUGAUAAUCUGAUUUUAGAGAGUGCAAACAAUGACGCGGUUAAUGGUAGAAUGGAUGCUGCGGAUGUUGACGGUAGAUCUGAACCCGAAUCAGCUAAAGGCAGCAAUAGUUUUAUGGAAGACACUGAUACUUCCAUGUCUGUAAAUGAAGAAGCCAAACUUGAAGCAGAUUGUGUUAAUAGGCUGAACUACAGUGAAGAUGAAACAUUUAUCGAUGGCAAAUACAAUCCGUCCUAUGAUGAUCCUGAUAAUCAACCAAUGGAGAAUUCUGAGGAGCAUCUUCCAGGAUAUUCAGACAUUGUUAAGGACGGCAAUGAUGAUCCAUCUGUAGAUAAGGAAUUUGAAGAUUUUCUUUUCUCUAAUGGCGUGAAUCCUGACAAGUAUGUUCUUUCAUCCAAAGUAUUGUUACUGAACCAAGAAGCUGAAUCAAGCGCAAGACCGCCUCCGCCGACAAUCGAUCAGGAGUUUGAGGAGUACUUUUCCGCACUUAUGAUCUAGUAAAAGUUAUAAAGGAUUAGUAGAUCCAUCUUUAGUUCUGACCAGUGUUGUUAGUCGGUGUUCACAGAAAAUAGCGGUUUCUUCAAAGUCUGAUAUGCUCUAGUCGUCUAGUGCUAUGGCCACUAUUUGUAAAUACUGAUUCUGAUAAUUGAUGUUGUAUAUAUUACUUUCUUUGAUGAUGAUGAUGAUGAUUUGGUUACUAGAUCGUGAUACAAGCUGAAGUGUCUCGAAGUCUGAUACGACCAGAACGUUGUAGCAUUCUACCUACAACAUAUAAAGCCGCGGCAUCUGGGAGUCUGUUACAGUUAGUUACAAGCUGUUGCAUUCUAUUGCAAACAGUUAGUGGUCAUAACUAUUUUAACAGAAUUCGGUGAUUUUACUCUCAGUUGCAGUUAGUAUAUGUAUAUCUCUAUGUGAGGAAUGUGAAGUAAUCUUAGAAAUUCUAAGGAUAAGGUAUUUCAUGUAAACUCUCUAUUGUAAAUAGAUAACUAGAGAGAUUGAGAGGGUAAUAGUUAGUGUUAUCUUCUUUCUUCUCUCUUCUUUAUUUACUAUAAA